Molecule: messenger RNA, 3865 nt
Organism: Malania oleifera
Lineage: Eukaryota; Viridiplantae; Streptophyta; Magnoliopsida; Santalales; Ximeniaceae
Product: AP-4 complex subunit epsilon
Exons: 11
Coding region: 390-3239 (949 amino acids)
Biological process (GO): receptor-mediated endocytosis; intracellular protein transport
Cellular component (GO): membrane coat; AP-4 adaptor complex
Molecular function (GO): cargo adaptor activity
Source: RefSeq, a predicted model, not a curated record
AUUUUUCAAUAGAAUAAAACUAAAAAAGGAAAAAACUCCGGACACACCCAAACGAAACGUGCAGUGCGUCCUUCGCUGGCCCGCUAGUCCCCCACACUGAUCGUUUCCAUUCGCACAAUUAUCAGUCUGCUGAUUUGCUUCUUUACUCCUCUCCCUCUCUCUCUCUUAUCUUCUGAAUUAUUCCGAAUAAUUUCCCUUCAACCAGUGAGAGAGAGAGAGAGAGAGAGAGAUUGAUCGAUCUGGCUGUGAAAAUCUGAAAUCUGGUAUCCUAAACCCUAAAAUCACAUUCUUAUUGUGACCAAAACAGGAGUAGAUAAAGCAAAAAUCAAAGCAGAAAACCCAGAAAAUCGAAGCUGGAGCAGUUGAAGACGAUCGGUAGGGAGCUGGCGAUGGGCUCCCAAGGCGGCGGUUGGGGCGGCGGGCAGUCCAAGGAGUUCCUGGACCUGGUGAAGUCCAUCGGCGAGGCGCGAUCCAAGGCCGAGGAGGACCGCAUCGUUCUCAACGAAAUUGACACCCUCAAGCGGCGUCUCGCGGAGCCCGACAUCCCUAAGCGCAAGAUGAAGGAGUGCAUAAUCCGCCUCGUCUAUGUGGAGAUGCUCGGCCACGACGCCUCCUUCGGCUACAUCCAUGCUGUCAAGAUGACCCACGACGACUCCCUCCUCCUCAAGCGCACUGGUUACCUCGCCGUCACGCUAUUUCUCAACGAGGACCACGAUCUGAUCAUUCUAAUCGUCAACACCAUCCAGAAGGAUCUCAAGUCCGAUAACUAUCUGGUCGUUUGCGCUGCCUUGAAUGCAGUUUGCAAGUUGAUCAAUGAGGAGACCAUCCCUGCGGUGCUUCCUCAGGUGGUCGAGCUUCUCGGGCAUCCCAAGGAGGCUGUUCGCAAGAAGGCGAUCAUGGCCCUUCAUCGUUUCUAUCAGCGCUCUCCAUCCUCUGUGACGCAUAUCAUUUCCAAUUUCCGCAAGAGGCUCUGUGAUAAUGAUCCUGGGGUCAUGGGGGCAACUCUCUGCCCACUUUUUGAUCUUAUCUUAAUAGAUGUAAACUCAUAUAAGGAUUUAGUCAUCAGUUUUGUGAGCAUUCUCAAACAAGUAGCUGAACGCAGAUUACCAAAGAGUUAUGACUACCAUCAAAUGCCAGCUCCUUUUAUUCAGAUCAAGUUGCUUAAAAUGCUGUCAUUGCUGGGCAGUGGUGACAAGCAAGCAAGUGAAUGCAUGUAUACUGUUGUUGGUGAUAUAUUCAGGAAGUGUGAUUCAUCCAGUAAUAUAGGAAAUGCUGUUCUUUAUGAGUGCAUAUGUUGUGUUUCUUCUAUAUACCCUAGUCCUAAGUUAUUAGAAGCUGCAGCAGAAGUCAUCUCCAGAUUUUUAAAGAGUGAUAGUCAUAAUCUAAAAUACAUGGGCAUUGAUGCUCUUGGUCGACUGAUAAAGAUUAGUCCAGAAUUUGCAGAGCAACACCAACUGGCUGUGAUUGAUUGCUUAGAGGACCCAGAUGAUACUUUAAAGCGAAAAACCUUUGAACUAUUGUACAAAAUGACAAAAUCCUCCAAUGUGGAAGUGAUUGUAGACCGUAUGAUUGAUUACAUGAUAAGCAUUAAUGAUAAUCAUUACAAAACAGAAAUAGCAUCUCGAUGCGUUGAACUUGCUGAGCAAUUUGCACCAAGUAACCAUUGGUUCAUUCAGACCAUGAAUAAAGUUUUUGAGCACGCGGGGGAUCUGGUGAGUAUUAAGGUGGCUCAUAACUUGAUGCGAUUGAUCGCUGAGGGGUUGGGUGAAGAUGAUGAUACCUCUGAUAGUCAGUUGAGAUCAUCUGCUGUUGAGUCCUAUUUGCGCAUUAUUGGAGAGCCAAAACUCCCAUCAUUAUUUCUUCAAGUUAUUUGUUGGGUCUUGGGGGAAUAUGGAAGUGCAGAUGGGAAGUAUUCUGCUUCCUAUAUCACUGGGAAGCUAUGUGAUGUAGCAGAGGCACAUGCAAAUGAUGACACUGUUAAGGCCUAUGCAGUCACAGCAAUCAUGAAAAAUUAUGCAUUUGAAAUAGCAGCUGGGAGAAAAGUGGAUAUGCUACCUGAGUGUCAAUCCUUUAUUGAAGAGUUAUCUGCAUCCCACUCAACUGAUUUGCAGCAACGUGCAUAUGAAUUGCAAGGGAUCAUUGGGUUAGAUCUGCAUGCUGUUGAGGCUAUAAUGCCAUUAGAUGCAAGUUGCGAAGAUAUUGAGAUUGAUCAAAGCCUUUCAUUCCUUAAUACUUAUGUCCAACAGUCAAUAGAAAAAGGGGCUCAGCCAUAUAUUCCUGAGAGUGAACGUUCUGGGAUGUUGAAUAUCACUAACUUUAGAAACCAAGAUCAGCAUGAGGUUUCAAUGCAUGCUCUUCGAUUUGAGGCUUAUGAGCUUCCAAAGUCUUCAGUGCCAUCAAGGACUCCAGUUAUACUUGAUUCUUCAACUGAGCUGGUUCCCAUUCCAGAGCCUUCCUAUCCUCGGGAGAUUCAUGAAGCUGCAACAGUUCCAUCUGUAUCUAAUACAGGGCCAUCAGAACUCAGGCUACGACUUGAAGGUGUUCAAAAGAAGUGGGGUAGGCCAAAUUAUUCUUCUCCUCCUACCUCAAGUUCUACUUCCCAGAAAACUGUGGAUGGGGUUACACAGCCAGAUGGAGUGGCCAAUACGGAUUCAAAAUCACACAUUUCUUAUGAUUCAAGGAAGCAACAAGUGGAAAUAUCCUCAGAAAAGCAAAAGCUUGCUGCGUCGCUGUUUGGGGGGACAGCAAAGGCUGAGAAAAAACCAUCUUCUGCCAGCCAUAAAGUUUCAAGAGUGGGCAUCCAGGCUGCUGACAAGCAGCAGGCAGCAAAGGCGGUUGCUGGAUCCACUGAAACUGCUGGAGAGAAGACAAUUUGUCAACCACCUCCAGAUUUGCUUGAUUUGGGUGAACCAAGUGUUGCAGACAGUGCGCCAUCUGUGGAUCCGUUUAAACAAUUGGAAGGGCUUCUGGAUUCUGCACAAGUUAAUUCUGAUGCUACCUCUGGUCUGGUUGAUGCUACUAAAACGCCUGAUGUUAUGGCUCUAUAUGCUGGCAUUUCUACUGAAGGGCUAAGUGGUGUUACAGCUCCUACGCCCAGUAUAACUGGUCAUGGAGGAACUACAGUUGAAAAUAAGGGUCCAAACCUAAAAGAUUCCUUGGAAAAAGACGCGCUUGUGAGGCAGAUGGGUGUGAUGCCGUCAACUCAGAAUCCAAAUUUGUUCAAGGACUUGCUUGGUUAAAGUCAGAUUGGGCGAUGGUUAGGAGCCCAUAAUUGGAUGCAUCAAGCCUAACUGCUGUAUGAUUUCCUCAUGGCUUUUGCAUGUUCCUAGGCACUUGAAGGCAGUGAUUUGGUGAUAUCGGCUACAGUGGUCCUAGUUGUGGAUUUCCCUAAAUGGAGUGGCUCAAUUUACUGCAUCAGAGUUAAAAUUGUGAGAAUGCUAUUUUCAUUGCAGUUUUUGUAGUGGGAUAGGAUCAAAAUUUCUGUAUAUGGGGGUGUUAAGUGAAUUGAUACGGAGCUCUUCCUCGUGAAUGUCUACUUCCUUUUUUCCGGUUUUGGAGCGCACUGUUGGAUUGAGAAGGGCUCUGAUGCAAAGCUUACUCCGGCGGCUGACAUUUGUUGUUUUUUAUUGUUAUAGUAAUGUAUCAGUGAAUUGUUUUUUGGGUUUUAUUCUCUUUUAUUCUCCCUAUUCAGCUCAAAUCUGUUUGCACAAUGACUACUACGCUUCUUAUUGUCCUUUUUCCAUGUCUGAAUGGACACUCUAUUUCUAUUUUUGUUUGAAUUUGACACAACCAAAUCCAUGUGACUGCAUAAUGGUCAUUAGAGACAUGUUUGUUUGCAUUAAUCCAUUUAGUGGUUAUCUUCUAA